This is a messenger RNA of Beauveria bassiana ARSEF 2860, 762 nucleotides long. Its product is annotated as WD domain-containing protein. The record is from RefSeq and is a predicted model, not a curated record. Gene Ontology annotation, molecular function: protein binding. Bases 1 to 762 code for a protein of 253 amino acids. NCBI's taxonomy places the organism in Eukaryota, Fungi, Ascomycota, Sordariomycetes, Hypocreales, Cordycipitaceae. The transcript has 2 exons.
AUGAGUCGGUCUUUGAGCGCUGGGCAGGCAGAUGAGCUCGUCAACUGCGUGGCAGUUCACCCCGUGUUUUCCACCUUGGCAUCGGGCUCAGACGACUGCACAGUCAAGAUUUGGGACUGGGAGCUGGGCGAGCUGGAGAGAGCCAUCAAGGCGCACACGCAGCCCGUACGCGACUUGGACUUUGGGGGUCCCAAGGGCGCCGUUCUUCUCGCGUCGUGCAGUUCCGACCAGGCCGUCAAGCUCUGGGACCCGACAGACGGCUACAGCAACAUUAGAACGCUAAACGGCCACGAGCAUGCAGUGACCUCGGUUCGGUUUCUGCCUUGCCGCGAGUCUAGCAAAAAUCUCUUGGUGAGCGCUAGUGCGGACCAAACGAUACGAGUGUGGGAUGUCACUACUGGGUAUUGCGUCAAAACACUGCUAGGGCAUGGCGACUGGGUGCGAUUUGCGUGCCCGUCAGAGGAUGGCCGCUUCCUUCUUUCUUCAAGCUCGGAUAGGACAGCCCGUCUGUGGGAUAUCGACGCCCACGACGGGUCGGCGGCUGUACUGACACUGAUUGGCCACGAGAAUGCAGUCAAUACCUGUGCUUUUGCGCCUCCCAGCUCCCAUCAGCACUUGUCGUCUCUUGCAGGAGCGGCAACAGCUGUGCCUCUAUCAAGCUCUGCAGAGUUCUUCGCCACUGGCUCACGCGACAAGACGAUCAAGCUGUGGGACGGCAAGGGGCGGUGCGUUGCCACGUUGACCGGUCAUGGGGCUGGGUGA